Humulus lupulus (European hop) is the source of this 2561-nucleotide messenger RNA. RefSeq names its product L-type lectin-domain containing receptor kinase VIII.1-like. The transcript has a single exon. NCBI's taxonomy places the organism in Eukaryota, Viridiplantae, Streptophyta, Magnoliopsida, Rosales, Cannabaceae. Gene Ontology annotation, biological process: protein phosphorylation. Gene Ontology annotation, molecular function: ATP binding; protein kinase activity; carbohydrate binding. Gene Ontology annotation, cellular component: plasma membrane. The coding region runs from base 172 to 2319 and encodes 715 amino acids. The record is from RefSeq and is a predicted model, not a curated record.
UAGUAUUCCUUCCUUGUUUGUUUCCUCAGUUUUCUCUUCUUAGGCAAAGAAUACAUUCCCAUCCCUCUCCCUCUCCCUCUCUCUCUCCUCUCUUCCUACCCGUGACUCUCAAUCCAUCUUCUUCUCCCUCUUCAGUUGUGCUCUAAUGGGAUUUAGCCACAAUCACUGACAAUGUCAAACCCUUCUCCCAAAUCUUCAACCUUUACCUUCUUCUUCACUUACUUCGCCUUCUGUUCCGCCAUUUUUACCGGCGCCGCCACUGAAUUCGACUUCGGCACCUUGACUUUGAGCAGUUUGAAGCUUUUGGGAGAUGCCCAUUUGAACAAUGGCAGUGUUCGACUCACACGUGACCUUCCGGUCCCCAACUCUGGCUCCGGCAGAGCGCUUUACACCAAACCGAUCAGAUUCCGGCAGAUCGGAACUCACUUACCGACAAGCUUCUCCACAUUCUUCACUUUCUCAGUCAUGAAUCUCAACCCUUCUUCGAUCGGUGGCGGACUUGCUUUCAUCAUCUCACCAGACGACGAGGCAGUCGGAGACGCUGGCGGGUCGCUGGGUCUCAUGAUUUCAGAAGGUCCGAGUUCCGGGUCGGGUUUUCUGGCGGUUGAAUUCGAUACUCUUAUGGACGUGGAGUAUAAGGACAUAAAUGGCAACCACGUGGGGUUUGAUCUGAACAGUAUGGUUUCUUCUCAAGUCGCGGAUUUAGGAGCUGUUGAUAUCGAUCUCAAAAGCGGUGACCUUGUGAAUACUUGGAUCGAAUACGACGGGCCAACUCGAGUCUUCAAUAUAUCGGUUUCGUAUUCGAAUCUCAAGCCGAAAGAACCCCUUUUGUCCUUUUCGCUUGAUCUCGAUCAGUUAGUGAACGAUUUUAUGUACGUGGGGUUCUCUGGUUCGACUCAGGGGAGCACUGAGGUUCAUAGUAUUGACUGGUGGAGCUUCUCCUCUUCUUUCGAUUCAUCUUCUUCUUCUUCUCCGCCACCUCCUCCUCCAACGGCUACUUUGAUGAAUCCAACGGCAAACACAGUGAGAUCAUCACCACCUCCAUCAAUGGCACCUUCUAAUUCAGAGUCCAGUGCAUCCACGGAGAAGAACACAAAGUCUUCAUCAUGCCACAACCAACUCUGCAAACAAGGUCCCGGAGCUGUAGCCGGAGUUGUCACAGCUAGCGCUUUCGUACUAGCCUUAUUUGCCGGAGUUCUCAUCUGGGUUUACUCCAAAAAGACAAAACAACUCAAGAAAUCUUCGGAUUCUUCAUUCGCAUCAGAAAUCAUCAGAAUGCCAAAGGAAUUCACAUACAAACAGCUCAAAGCCGCCACCAAGUGCUUCAACGCUAACAGAAUCAUCGGCCAUGGCGCUUUCGGGACUGUUUACAAAGGGAUAUUGCCAGACACCGGCGACAUUAUCGCUGUCAAGAGAUGCAGCCAUAGUGGUCAAGGAAAGGAAGAGUUUUUAUCAGAGUUAUCCAUAAUUGGAACACUCCGCCACCGCAAUCUCGUCAGACUCCAAGGUUGGUGCCACGAAAAAGGCGAAAUUCUCUUAGUCUACGAUUUAAUGCCCAACGGAAGCCUCGACAAGGCACUAUUCGAAGCUAGGACUUCUCUCCCAUGGCCUCACCGGAAAAAAAUCCUACUCGGCGUGGCCUCAGCUCUCGCUUAUCUCCACCAAGAGUGCGAAAACCAAGUCAUCCACAGAGAUAUAAAGUCGAGCAACAUCAUGCUAGACGAAGGGUUCAAUGCCCGAUUAGGCGAUUUCGGUCUAGCUCGGCAGAUAGAGCACGAUAAAUCACCGGACGCCACAGUCGCGGCGGGAACAAUGGGGUACUUGGCGCCGGAGUAUCUUGUCACCGGUAGAGCUAGCGAAAAAACCGACGUGUUCAGCUACGGCGCGGUGGUUCUCGAAGUGGCUAGCGGGAGAAGACCCAUUGAGAGAGAGGUCACUGGGGUCGGAAAAUUUGGGGUGGCGAGCAAUUUGGUGGAGUGGGUGUGGAGUUUGCAUAGGGAAGGGAAGCUGCUAACGGCGGCGGACGAUAGACUCGAGGGUGAGUAUGAAGAGGCGGAGGUGAGAAGGGUUUUGCUUGUUGGGCUUGUGUGUUCGCACCCGGACCCGUUGGCCCGGCCCACUAUGAGGGCGGUUGUCCAAAUGCUGGUGGGUGAGGCGGAGGUGCCGGUGGUUCCGAGAGCUAAGCCUUCCACCACUUUCAGUACUUCUCAUCUUUUGCUCAGUUUGCAAGACAGUGUUUCGGACUGUAAUGAUGGUAUGAUGAUCACUCUCUCCACUUCGUCGUCCGAGAAGAGCUUUGACGGUGCUGAUGACGUCUAGGGUUGAUCCAACGGUCGAUUGGGGUUUGGGAUGAUGGGAUUUUGUUUAAUUCAAAAAAAAAAUUAAAAACUCAUAUUGUAUUUAUUAUUUCGAUAUUGAAUUAAUUUUUGUACGUAAAACACAAUAAUUCACAUGCAAUGUAAGAAAAUUUUAGAGGUCUUAGAUUAAGGUGAGUUUUGCUUUAUUGUUUUAAAUUUUAUGUUUCAGUUGUAUACCAUCAAUAUUAAUUUCUUCUUGGGUAA